AUGGAACCAACAUUAUGUUUUCGAUUAUGCGACACACCUAUAAUUUAUUUACAAGGUACAAUAUGUCGUUGUUCAGGUGGUGGUCUAAUGGAUUAUAGACGACAAAGUAAUGAUCUUUGUCAAAUACCAUGUACAAAACCAGUUGAUCGUUCAGUAAAAACACCUAAUACAUGUGGUGGUUCAUCAACAUAUUCAGCUUAUGUUCAAGAUAAAUUUUUUAUUAAACAUGGACAUUUAUUUGAUUAUCAAAUUAAUUUUGCUUCAUGUGAAUUAUGGACAGGUUCUGAUGUUUAUGAUACAUCUGAAGUUCGAUUGAAUGAUAUUGGACGAUCAUCUUUAAAUAAAUUAGAACAAUGUGCAGCUACAUGUUUAGAUCGAAAUGCAACAACAAGAUCAAUAGGAUUUAAUGAUGAUAGUGACAAAUGUUUAUGUAUAAUGCCAUUGAAAUCUAGUAAAAUCUUUGAUCGUACACAUUAUAUAAAACAAUUAGCAAAUAGUUCAUGUGAUCAUUAUUGUAAAAAUUCAUAUGAAGGUUCAAAAAUUGAUCUUAAAUUUCAAUGUGGUUCAUUAACAAAUCCUCAAAUAUGGGCUAUAUAUGAAUUAAAUGGAACAUGUCCAAUAAAUUUUAUUUAUAUGAAAGAAUUAAAAAAAUGUAUAUAUGCAUAUAAAAAUUUUUGGAAUUCAUGUACACCACCAUCAAUUAGUUUUUCUUUUGAUGAAAGUAUAACAUGGAAUAAUUUAUUAAAAAUAAUUAAUAAAUUAAAUUUAAAUAAUUCAGCUGUAACUAUUGAUUUUGAUGAUAGUGUUGUUAUUGAUCGUUCAUGGAAAUGUUUAAGUGCAUUAACAACAACAACAACAACAACAUCAUCAUCUUAUGUAUGGUCAUCUUAUCUUUCACGUUCACGCUCAAGUUUAUAUGGUUGGAAUUCUAAUACACGUUAUAUUCUAGAAGAUGGAUGUUUACUUGAAACUUCAUAUUCAUCAUAUUCACAUCGAUAUUCAUAUCGUUUAUGUGUAACAGAUCCAGUCUAUAGAUAUUCUUUAACAGAUAAUGAAGAUAAUAAUGAAACUUAUAUUGCUGCUGUAAAUCCACAAAUAAAAUAUUGUCCAACAAAUUGGUUUGAUUUAAAUGGACGUUGUUAUCGGGUUUCAGACGAACGUAAAACCAUUGAACAAGCACGAAAUAGUUGUAUUAGUGUAUCAACAACUGGAUCAACUACAGUGGGUCAACCUCGUAUAUGGUUAAUGGAUAGUUCUGGUAAUCUCAUUGUUGGCAAUGAAUUAAAUGAUUCACCAAAAGGUGAUAUUGUCGAAUAUAUAUCAGAAUGGCAAGCUAGACUUGGAUUUUUUCUUCUUGAUACUGAUCCUGAUCAUGAUGAUGGAGUUGUAGAUACAACAACAUCAUUACACAAUACUUUUUAUGAUGAUGCUUUAUCAUCAACAGAUAUUGAUGAGACUGUUAAUCUUAAUCAUGGAUCAAUAAAUGAAUUUCAAUUAAUUGAUUCAAAUGAAAAUAGAAACAUUUCAAAUAAUACAUGUUUGGUUAUAACACGUUCAACAACUGAAGAAGACGAAAAACCAAUGAUUAAAAAUACUCUUAUGGAUGAUUGUUCUAAACCAAGACAUGUUUUAUGUGAAACAAAUACAUUAAUUGUUCAAAAAUAUCAAUAUGAUUGUUUUAAUAAACCAAAUGUACUUGAUUUACCAGCAUUAAUAUCAAAUCAUUUAACACAUGAAUUAUGUUUAUCUGUAUGUCAAGAAUUACAAACAAAAUUAGCUAUUUUACAUAUUAAUAAAUGUUAUUGUUUACAUGGUUCUAAUUCAAAUUCAUUAAAUAUAACAACAGAUUUUGAAAAAUUUCGACAAAAAAAAUGUGGAAAUGUUUGUCCAGGUAAUUCUCAUGAACUAUGUGGUAAUGAUAAUACAAUAGUUGUUUUUCAAAUUUUUGAUUCUCGUCGUACAUAUUCAUUUGUUCGUACACCAGCUGAACCAUUUCCUAAUCAUGCUUAUGAUAGUUGUAUAUAUUUAAAUUCAUUUAAUCAAUCCAUAACAUAUCAAUUUACAAUUUAUAAUAAACAUGAAUUUCAUCCACGUUAUUGUUUAGCAUUUUGUACACAAUAUAAACAAAAAUUUGCAUUAAUUAAUGAUAAAGAAUGUUUAUGUACAAAUAAACCAAUGAAAGAUGCUGAUGAUGUUAAUAUAUUGUCUGGACAAGAUUGUUCUCAACCAUGUGCAGGCAAUUAUUUUUAUUCAUGUGGAAAUAAAAAUAAUGUUACUAUAUAUUCAAUGUAUUUAUUAUUACCAAAAUGUCGACAUGGUUUUGAAGUCGCAGAAAAUGAUCAACAAUGUGUUUUUAGUCAUUUUUCUUCUAAAACAAAUUCUUUUCUAUUAGCAAAAAAAUAUUGUGAAUCAAUUGGUAGUACAUUAGCAAAAAUUAAUGAUAUUGUUGAAAUUCAAGAUAUUUUACCAGAUUCAAUAUUACAUACACGUCUUAUGCAACAAUUACUUCUUUUUUAUAGAUUUCGAUUUGUUAAUGAUACAAGAUAUUAUUGGUUUGAUCGUACAACAGAUACAGCUGAUCCAGCUACAAUAUCUGAACGUUUACUUAAACAAUGUUCUAAAAUACCUGAAAUUUCUGAUAAAAAUUGUAUUGCUAUACAAAAUGUACCAAAUUCAGAUCAAAAUAUAGUUAGUCAUGAAAGAUGUAUUACUGAAUCAAAUGAAUGUUCAACAGUAUUAGCUAUGCCAGUUUGUGUUGAUAAACAAAUAGAAAUAAUACCAACAAUUGUUCCACCUAUUUCAGAUGAAAAUCCAUCACAAGUAUCAGUUAAUAUUACAAGUGAAAAUUUGUGUGAUGAUGAAGAUAAUGAAUAUCAUUUUAUAGAUAAUUAUUGUUAUAAAAUAUUAUAUCAUGAAGUAACUUGGAAAGAUGCUCAAGCAGAAUGUCGACGUGAUAAAGCUAUGGUAUUUGUUCCGGAAAAAUCUAUUACAUUACAAUACAUUAAAUCAUUAUUUCUACGUCGAAAAACAUACACAUCAUCAGGUGUUGCACAUGUUGGUGUUUAUUAUCAUAAUAUAAAUCGUACUGUUGUACAAUAUGAUAUAUCAAGUGAAAUUGAUACAUUAGUUGUACCAGAUUCUAAUGCUAUUUAUGAUUUAUGUGAAAAAACAUUUCAAGAACGUUAUACAGCAUUAAUGAUAUCAUCAAGUUUAACAACAAGUGAAAAAGCUCGUUUAAAAACUCAACAAAAUGGUUGUGCAUACAUUGAUUUAAUGUCAAGCGUUGCACCAGCAAUUCGAUGUGAUGAAAUACCUUGUAAUCGAACAGCAACUGUUAUAUGUCAAAAACUACCAACUAUUAAAACAAGUAUUAUUAACGCUAAACGUGAAUAUAUUGAUGAACCAUCGACUGAUGCUGUAACUGAUCUUUCAUCAACAGCAACAGUAAUUAGUACUGAAACAGUUUCAUCAGUGAAUGCGAAUGAAGAUGAACCAGACUCUUCAGAUGAAACGAGAUCAAUUGGAAGAGAUUUUGCUCCAAUAUUUUUAAUUUUAACUAUUAUUUUUAUUCUUAUACUUCUUGGUCUUAUAAGUACAAUAUACAAUCAACGUGAUUUAAUAUUUCGUCGUACUCAUCGACAUAAUACAGACUCUAUUUAUUCUCAAUUAACAUCUGCAAAUGAAUUUGAUUUAAAUUGA
Messenger RNA from Rotaria sp. Silwood1, 3699 nucleotides. NCBI's taxonomy places the organism in Eukaryota, Metazoa, Rotifera, Eurotatoria, Philodinida, Philodinidae. The record is from the annotation of a GenBank genome assembly.